UCAUUAUUACCCAUGGUGACGGAAGAGACAGCGUUUCUGAUUGGCUGUAUAGCUUGACGGACUGUCUGAAGCCAAUCAGAAUACAAGAGGCUUGUAGCUCACCGUAUAAGCGUAAAGAAGAAGAAGAAAGUGCUGCUCUUGUGUGAUAUCGCUGGGAACGUUCAGUAACGCUAACCGGUUAAUCUUCAACAUUAGCUGAAAUAUCUUUAUUUAUUAUUAGGAAUCCAGGUGGACCACAAUGGCUUCGGGAGGGGAAUCCAAAAAUGAUGAUCUAGCAACUGCAAUUCUUAAACAGAAGAGCAGACCCAACAGACUGAUUGUUGAUGAAUCCAUUAAUGAAGACAACAGUGUGGUCUCUCUUUCUCAGGCCAAGAUGGACGAGCUGCAGCUCUUUCGUGGAGACACGGUGCUAAUGAAAGGGAAAAAGAGACGAGAGACUGUGUGCAUUGUGCUUUCUGACGACUCCUGUUCUGAUGAAAAGGUUCGCAUGAACAGGGUUGUUCGGAACAAUCUGAGAGUUCGUCUAGGUGAUGUCAUCAGCAUUCAGCCUUGCCCUGAUGUGAAGUAUGGAAAGAGGAUUCAUGUUCUCCCAAUAGAUGACACGGUAGAAGGAAUCACAGGCAACCUGUUUGAGGUCUACCUGAAGCCAUACUUCUUGGAGGCUUACAGACCAAUCCGCAAAGGGGAUAUUUUCCUGGUUAGAGGAGGCAUGCGUGCUGUGGAGUUCAAAGUGGUAGAGACCGAUCCGUCCCCUUACUGCAUCGUUGCUCCUGACACAGUCAUUCACUGUGAGGGUGAGCCAAUCAGGAGAGAGGAUGAGGAAGAGUCCCUGAAUGAGGUGGGCUACGAUGACAUCGGAGGAGUCAGGAAGCAGUUGGCUCAGAUCAAAGAGAUGGUGGAGUUGCCGCUUAGACACCCUGCACUGUUUAAGGCCAUCGGAGUCAAGCCCCCGCGUGGUAUUCUUCUAUAUGGACCCCCUGGAACCGGAAAAACUUUGAUUGCCAGGGCUGUGGCCAAUGAAACAGGAGCUUUCUUCUUUCUAAUUAAUGGCCCUGAGAUCAUGAGCAAGCUGGCUGGAGAGAGUGAAAGUAAUUUAAGAAAGGCCUUUGAGGAAGCUGAGAAGAAUGCCCCUGCCAUCAUCUUUAUCGAUGAACUUGAUGCAAUCGCUCCAAAGAGGGAGAAGACUCAUGGAGAGGUGGAGAGGCGCAUCGUGUCUCAACUGCUGACUCUCAUGGACGGCCUGAAACAGAGAGCUCAUGUGAUCGUCAUGGCUGCUACCAACAGACCCAACAGCAUUGAUCCAGCUCUCAGAAGAUUUGGGCGUUUUGACAGAGAGGUCGACAUUGGCAUCCCUGAUGCAACUGGCAGGUUGGAGAUCCUGCAGAUUCACACCAAGAAUAUGAAACUGGCUGAAGAUGUCGACUUGGAACUGGUAGCCAAUGAGACCCACGGUCAUGUGGGAGCAGAUCUGGCUGCUCUCUGCUCCGAGGCUGCUCUGCAGGCAAUUAGGAAGAAGAUGGACCUGAUCGACCUGGAGGAUGAGACUAUUGAUGCUGAAGUCAUGAACUCUCUUGCUGUUACCAUGGAUGACUUCAAGUGGGCUCUAAGUCAGAGCAAUCCAUCUGCUCUGAGGGAGACGGUUGUUGAGGUUCCCAACAUCACCUGGGAUGAUAUUGGAGGUCUGGAGGAUGUCAAGAGGGAGCUUCAGGAGUUGGUGCAGUACCCCGUGGAGCAUCCAGACAAGUUCCUCAAGUUUGGCAUGACCCCAUCCAAGGGUGUGCUGUUCUAUGGUCCCCCUGGUUGUGGUAAAACUCUGCUGGCCAAAGCUAUUGCCAAUGAGUGCCAGGCAAACUUCAUCUCUAUCAAAGGACCAGAGCUGCUCACCAUGUGGUUCGGAGAAUCGGAGGCCAACGUCAGAGAGAUCUUUGACAAGGCUCGUCAGGCUGCCCCAUGUGUUCUGUUCUUUGAUGAGCUGGACUCCAUAGCCAAGGCUCGUGGCGGUAACGUGGGAGAUGGUGGUGGAGCUGCUGACCGUGUCAUCAACCAGAUUCUGACUGAGAUGGAUGGGAUGUCCAGCAAGAAGAAUGUGUUCAUCAUUGGAGCCACAAACAGACCAGACAUCAUUGACCCUGCCAUCCUAAGACCCGGCCGUCUCGAUCAGCUCAUCUACAUCCCCCUGCCUGACGAAAAGAGCAGGAUCAGCAUCCUGAAGGCCAAUCUCCGCAAGAGUCCCAUCAGCAAGGACGUGGACCUGGACUUCCUGGCUAAGAUGACCAAUGGCUUCUCGGGAGCUGAUCUCACAGAGAUCUGCCAGCGGGCGUGUAAACUUGCCAUCAGAGAGAGCAUUGAGAACGAGAUUCGCAGAGAGAGGGAGAGGCAGACAAACCCAUCAGCUAUGGAGGUGGAGGAGGACGAUCCUGUUCCAGAGAUCAGAAAGGACCACUUUGAAGAAGCAAUGCGAUUUGCUCGCCGUUCUGUCAGCGAUAAUGAUAUUCGCAAAUAUGAGAUGUUUGCUCAGACACUGCAGCAGAGCCGUGGCUUCGGCAGCUUCAGGUUUCCCUCCAGCGCUGCAGGUGGAAGUGGUCCAAGUCAUGGCUCAGGGGGAACUGGCAGUGGUCAGGUGUUCAGUGAAGAUAACGAUGAUGAUCUUUAUGGAUAAAAGUACACUGCCCCACAGUGGUCAGUCCUGGGAUCACACUUGUACAAAUUCUCACCCGAUUCCACAUUUUUAGGACUUUGUGCUUCUUUCAUGUGUUUCUUUUCUUUUUUUUUUUUUUUUUUUUUUUUUUUUUUGUAUAAUUUCCCCUUGGAGAAAGCAUGUUGCCACUUGGUUUGCCCUGACUUUCAUGUGGGUGGGGAAAUGGAAGAUGAGUGAGAAUUUUCCUAGAGACCGAUGGGGGAAUGGGGGUGGGCUGGUGUUUUGAGUGGCCUCAAUCUCGUUAUAUCAAAUUAAAAAAAACAAAAAAACAAAAUGACUAUAGUGAUGAGGUGUAAUGCUAGAGUCUGGGGAUAAACAUUGCUGAUGACUUUCUUUUUUAAAAAUAAACCGUAGCAUAUAACAUAUUAAAAAUUUGUCAAGGUUAUGUUGAAAAUAAAAUUUCACUGAAUGGA
Messenger RNA from Nothobranchius furzeri (turquoise killifish), 3111 nucleotides. RefSeq names its product valosin containing protein (gene vcp). Gene Ontology annotation, biological process: autophagosome maturation; retrograde protein transport, ER to cytosol; mitotic spindle disassembly. The record is from RefSeq and is a predicted model, not a curated record. Gene Ontology annotation, molecular function: polyubiquitin modification-dependent protein binding; ATP hydrolysis activity; ATP binding. Gene Ontology annotation, cellular component: nucleus; VCP-NPL4-UFD1 AAA ATPase complex; cytosol. Lineage: Eukaryota; Metazoa; Chordata; Actinopteri; Cyprinodontiformes; Nothobranchiidae.